This is a messenger RNA of Arabidopsis arenosa, 764 nucleotides long. NCBI's taxonomy places the organism in Eukaryota, Viridiplantae, Streptophyta, Magnoliopsida, Brassicales, Brassicaceae. The record is from the annotation of a GenBank genome assembly.
GCCACCAAUUUCUUUUCGUUCUUUCAAAGAUUUUGAGAUUUUUUUUUCUUUUAACAAGAUUAGACAAUCGCCAUGAGUUUAGAGAGUGAUAUCAAAGGCAAACAAGUCGUUUCUGCUGACGAUUGUGUGGUUUGUUUAGAGCCAUUGACUAAUGAUGCUACUGAACGAACUGUGGUUAACCUUCGAUGCAGCCACAAAUUUCACUUAGAUUGUUUGGGUUCACACUUCAAUACAAAGAAGAGUAUGGAAUGUCCAUGUUGUAGACGGAUCGAAAAAGGUCAAUGGUUGUUACCAAAACCUGUAGAUGUCGACCCUCCCUUUCCGAAUAUCUUUGAUAUGCAUUUUCAACUUGACUUAAGCAAUGAUAUAGACGACAUGGCAACCAGGGUGGGGAGUGGCAGUACUCUGCAGCCUCCUAUUUUUACUACGUUACCUCUAGAUGUUCCGAACCAAAUCACUGACAAUCGCAACGUGAGGACGCAUCAUUGGGGUGACACUUCGUUGGACAGAAGGAUGCAGCGUCAUGAGAUAGACGAACAUGUAGCCCUUUUUGUUGGUAGAGAACGUCGUUUACACGACAUGAUAAAUCAUCUUCAAGGCAGGACCGGAGGAAGUGGUUAUGGCGGUGAAAGAAGCGGUGGGGAAGUGGUGGCGGAGGAAGUUGAGGCGGGGGAAGAAGCAGAAGGGGCGGAAGUGACGGAAGAGUAGAUGUGGUGGUGACAAAAGGAGAAGUUGUGGCUCGGAAAUAAUAUGGUUUAUGUGAU